Gastrolobium bilobum is the source of this 1623-nucleotide messenger RNA. Its product is annotated as diacylglycerol O-acyltransferase 2D. Gene Ontology annotation, molecular function: diacylglycerol O-acyltransferase activity. The record is from RefSeq and is a predicted model, not a curated record. Bases 197 to 1198 code for a protein of 333 amino acids. Gene Ontology annotation, cellular component: endoplasmic reticulum membrane. Lineage: Eukaryota; Viridiplantae; Streptophyta; Magnoliopsida; Fabales; Fabaceae. The transcript has 9 exons. Gene Ontology annotation, biological process: triglyceride biosynthetic process.
CUUUUUCCUUUACCUCUGAAAAAGUGAAAUCUCGAUUCAGCGAGCGAAGCAUGUGAUGAAGCUGAAUUGACGCUUUUACCCCUCACAUUUCCGCGAUUUACACAACGCUUCUCGUUCAUGUUUCCAUAACAACCAGGCAACCAUCGCCAUCAGUGUGCUUGCAGUCUGUUACUUGAGACGACGCCGUUUCCUGAUCAUGGCGGCGGUACCGGAAAGUGAACGCCGCCGCAACGGAGGAGACGCGGCGGAGAAAGUGUUCAGGGGGAGAGAAGAAUUCGGCGACUCAUCCAACUUGUUCAGCACGAUUCUUGCAUUGGCGCUGUGGCUGGGAGCUAUUCACUUCAAUGUCGCGUUGAUCCUCUUUUCCUUGUUCUUCCUUCCUCUCUCCAAAUCGCUCUUGGUUUUCGGUUUUUUGUUUGUGUUUAUGGUGCUUCCUAUGGAUGAGAAGAGCAAAUUUGGGCGAAGAUUGUCAAGGUACAUAUGCAAGCACGUUUGCAAUUACUUUCCCAUCACGCUUCAUGUAGAGGAUAUAAAAGCCUUUGAUCCUAAUCGUGCUUAUGUUUUUGGUUAUGAACCACAUUCAGUUUUGCCGAUUGGCGUUGUUGCACUAGCUGACAACACAGGUUUCAUGCCUCUUCCAAAAGUUAAAGUUCUUGCUAGCAGUGCGGUGUUUUACACACCAUUUUUGCGACACAUAUGGACAUGGUUGGGUCUUACACCAGCUACAAAGAAAAAUUUUAUGUCCCUGUUAGCCUCCGGGUAUAGUUGCAUUUUGAUACCUGGUGGAGUUCAAGAAACAUUUCUCAUGCAGCAUGGCUCUGAGACUGCUUUCCUUAAGGCAAGAAGAGGAUUUGUCCGCAUAGCAAUGGAGAAGGGCCAACCCUUGGUUCCAGUUUUCUGCUUUGGUCAGUCAGAUGUCUAUAAGUGGUGGAAACCAGGCGGGAAGUUCUUUCUGAAAUUUGCGAGGGCUAUCAAAUUCACCCCAAUUUAUUUUUGGGGAGUUUUCGGAUCCCCGAUACCGUUCAGACAUUCAAUGCAUGUGGUAGUGGGUAGACCAAUUGAGCUCGACAAAAAUCCUGAACCAACCACGGAGGAGGUUGCCAAGAUACAUAGUCAGUUUGUGGAUGCACUUCAAGAUCUCUUCGAAAGGCACAAGGCUCGGGCUGGCUAUCCAAACCUAGAGUUAAGAAUUGUUUGAUAAGGCCUUAAUAUCGUCCCAUAUUUUCAUUGGUUUAUUUAUUUACUUUCUAUAUCUUUGUUUGGGGAUGGGGUUGGUGAAUGUAAUUUAGGCUAUGAAUUGUCUGUAGUAAGACUAAAUAUCACCCCCGGGUAAUGGAAUAGAGUUAUAAUGAGAAAUGAGGUGGUAGCCAUCUUUCGUUAGGUUUAUAUAUUAUUUUUUCAAUAUAAAUUAUAUAUUUUAGUUCAUGGGGCACAUUUAUGUCUAGCCUCUUCAGGUGGAGUGUUGUAUUUAUCUUCUGGGAACCUCUGCCACAGCCAGCACAAUAACAAUAGUCCAAUAAUAACCAAUCUAUUUCCUCUAGGCAGGUAGUUAGUUACAUGGAUCAACUAUUAUGUCGUGUCAGGAACAAGUCUUCAAAAAAUUCGUUUAAAUGCCAUCUAGAG